AUGGGCCCCCACCGCAAGAGACUGCGCCUUUCUGAGGACGGCACCGCUGUCGCCCCCUCUCCCGCCGACGGCCCUCCUUCUGAGCCUGCCAUUGCCGCCGCUGGCGCCCGCGUCCCCCCCGCCGACAACAGCACUGCUUUCAAACAUCGCCGCCAGCUCUUCGUGCGCGGCCUGGCCACCACCGUUACCACUGAUGAAUUGACCGACCACUUCUCGCAAUCUUUCCCCAUCAAGCACGCCGUCGCCGUGCUCGACAAGGAAUCCAAACACUGCAAAGGCUAUGGCUUCGUCACCUUUGCUGACGCUGAGGAUGCUGCCCGUGCUCGUGACGAGUUCAACGGCUCCCAGCUGCAAGGCCGGACCAUCAACGUCGACAUCGCCGAGCCUCGCCACCGCGAUUCCGAGCAUGGUAUCAGCCAGCCUGCCAAGGCUUCCGUCGACGCUAAGAAGAGAAAAGAGGAGCAGAUGCAGCCCAGCCAGUCCAAGCUGAUCAUUCGCAACCUGCCCUGGAGUGUCAAGACCGAGGAUCAGCUCACCAAGCUCUUUCUCAGCUACGGCAAGGUCAAGACAGCCUCGCUGCCCAAGAAGUCCAACGGUAUGCUGGCCGGUUACGGCUUCGUCACAUUGAGAGGAAGGAAGAACGCCGAGAAAGCCCUGGAGGCUGUCAACGGCAAGGAAAUCGAUGGUCGUACCCUGGCCGUUGACUGGUCUGUCAACAAGGAGACUUGGCAAAAGGUCCAAGACCAAGCCGCCGACGACGAAGAAGGCGCCAAGUCGCCGCCCGCCGCUGACGAGGACGAAGAAGAUGAGGAUGACGAUGAAGAUGAUGACGACGAAGAAGAAGAAGGAGGAGAGGCUGAGGACGGCGAGGAGGACGGCGACGACGACGAGGACGACGACGACGAAAGGUACAUUGACGAGACGGAACAUGAAGCUCCGCGAACCACAAACUUCUACAGCACGACCACCCUGUUCAUACGCAAUCUUCCAUUUACAUGCACCGACGAGGAUCUCGAGGAACAUUUUGAGCAGUUUGGCGGCGUUCGUUACGCCAGGAUAGUUAUGGAUCGUGUCACCGAAAAGCCAAAAGGUACUGGGUUUGUGUGUUUCUUCAAAGACGACGAUGCCCUGGCCUGCUUGAAAAACGCACCCAGACAGCAGAACCCGCAGAACCUCAAGGAUAGGUCCGCUCCAAUCGCUGCACACUCAGUGCUGCAAAACACCGACGCCGACCCGACCGGACAAUACACCAUGGACGGUCGCGUUCUGAACAUCACCAAGGCAGUGGACCGGAACGAAGCUGAGAAGCUCACCGCUGAGGGUGUCGCACAUCGCUACAAGAGAGACAACGACAAACGCAGACUCUUCCUGCUGUCCGAGGGAACCAUUGCGUCGAAUUCGCCUCUCUACAGUCUUCUUUCUCCUGCCGAAGUCCAGCUCCGCGAGGCAAGCCUGAAGCAGCGGAAGAGUUUGAUCGAAAGCAACCCUUCACUCCACAUGAGCUUGGCCCGCCUUUCUAUUCGCAACAUCCCCCGCACCGUUUCUUCGAAGGACCUUAAGCAGCUUGCCCGUCAGGCUAUUGUCGGUUUCGCCAAGGACAUGAAGGCAGGGAAACGCUCGCCCUUAUCGCAGGAAGAGCUCCGACGUGAGGACGAUGAAAUGCGCCAAGCUGACAAGGAGAGGAAGAAGAAGGGCAAGGGUGUGGUGAGGCAGGCCAAGAUUGUGUUCGAGAACAAGGACGGAAGCAAAGUCACCGAGAACAGUGGCGCUGGACGCAGCAGAGGCUACGGUUUCAUCGAGUACUACACGCACCGUCAUGCUUUGAUGGGUCUCCGAUGGCUCAACGGCCACGCCAUCGAUUACCAGGCACUGGAGACCCAGAAAAGCAAGAAGGUGUCGCCUGAGGACAUCAAGGACAGGAAGAAGCGCCUGAUUGUUGAGUUCGCCAUCGAAAAUGCACAGGUUGUCCAGAGGAGAAGGGAACUGGAGGCUAAGAUGCUUGAAAGGUCCCAGAAGAAGGCCGCUGACGACGGGAGCGGCUCUGAGGACGAUGGCGGGGGGAAAGAAAAGACGAAGGGCCGUAAGGGUGGAAAGGGCGUGGGGAAACGUAAGAGAGGGCACGAUGAUGAGGGCUCGUCGAGUAAGAAGAACGAUAAAUCGGCGCCGAAGGACGAGAAGCUUGCCAAACAGCAAAGGAUUAUCGCGAGGAAGCGACAGAUGCGCCGUGCCCGCGACAAGGGUACUAAACGCUGA
This is a messenger RNA of Diplodia corticola, 2253 nucleotides long. Its product is annotated as ribosome biogenesis. Bases 1 to 2253 code for a protein of 750 amino acids. Lineage: Eukaryota; Fungi; Ascomycota; Dothideomycetes; Botryosphaeriales; Botryosphaeriaceae. Gene Ontology annotation, molecular function: RNA binding. The transcript has a single exon. Gene Ontology annotation, biological process: cell adhesion; ossification. The record is from RefSeq and is a predicted model, not a curated record.